This is a messenger RNA of Owenia fusiformis, 1480 nucleotides long. NCBI's taxonomy places the organism in Eukaryota, Metazoa, Annelida, Polychaeta, Sabellida, Oweniidae. The record is from the annotation of a GenBank genome assembly.
AGAAUAAUCACGUGAUCUGCUGGACAAAAUGGCAGACGAAAUUUAAAAGUGACUUCUCUCGAAAAUAUUGUCGAAGUGGCAAAUUACACAGCCAUGUGGAGGUCAUUAGUGCUCGAGAUAUAUGAGAAAUUGGAAUCUUAAACCACAAAUGAGGUGAUUGCACUCUUGGUGAUAAAGAAGCUCUGCGUAAGCCAAAGCAUGAUGUAAAUUUUGAUAGAUAAACAUACAAAUGACAUAAUAGAAAGUUGGGAUCCAUCCAUAUCUGCAUGUGAUAUUUAUAGAUUUUACUAACACCGACAAAAUGGGUCUCGUUGAAUAUAUCCACCCAAGCCUAGAGACCUUGGAUUACAAAAGCCUGAAGACACGCAGCAUUAUGGUUUUAAUAUCUGUCAUGUCCUUCAUAACACUAUUUGUAGUAUCACACUUUGUCGGUUCAUUUAUUCGGACAUACAAUAACCUUCGCAUGAAAGAAAAAGUUUUUUGGAACUUAGCAGUUGUCCGUGGAAUAUUUGGAUGUGCUGGGUCUGUAAUAGGAGUAUGGGGUGUGUUUUUUGAUGAUGUCCUUAUAGAAGAUGUAGUUUAUGCUACAUGUCCAACUUCAAACUUUGCUGUUCAUAUCAUCCUAGGAUUCUUUAUCUUUGAAGUGACAAUACUUGGGAUAUCCGAGAUGAUAUACAAAUCCUUCAACCUUUUACUUAACGUUCAUCACUGGUUCUCAUUGCUCGGGUUUGCUGUUGUGGUAUACUUCGAGUGUGGCCAUUUUUUCGCAGUUAAGGGAGUCUUACUUGAAAUGAGCACUCCAUUCUCAGGAAUCUGCUGGACAUUACUGAAAUGUAACCUACAGGACAGUUUCAUAUGGAAAGCAAACCAGUUUAUCCUGGUUCAUUCGUUUCAUCUUCGCAGCGUCCUCGAGUGCCAUCUUUGGUAUUUAUCAUACUGUCACAUGGAUUAUAUCUGGAAGGUGAUGCCCCUGAAGUUGUUUGUACCAUUGUAUGCACAAUUACUGCUGGGAACCGUCAUCAUGACGCCAUAUUGGACAUACAAGAAAACUUCACAGAUGAUCAUACCAGUAGAUUGGAACUUUGAUGACUCAAACAACAAUAAGUCAAAGAAUGGGUCGGCUGUUAAAAAGAGAAAUUAAAUCAGUGUAAUUUAUCUAUGUUUAAAUAUAAGUGUAAUCAUCAUGAAUUUUGAAUAACUUCACUUAAGAUUUUUCAUGUGAACAUCCUCCAAAUGCAGGGCUCUAGACAUCAUCUACUCUAUUCCUGCAUUCAGAGGAUCUCAUCUGAAUUCUUCAAUAACUUCUGCAUUAUCACUGAAGGGUUCUUUUACAUCGUUAAUUGUAUAAAUACAGUAAAACCUGUCUACAUAUAAGUGGAACACCUUUGGUACCUCUAAAAAGUGUUCUACUUGGGAGGUGUUCCAAUUAUAGAGAUUCAUUUAACAUAAAGUCAUUUGGUCUUAAGACUCUAAAAAGUGU